Molecule: messenger RNA, 1581 nt
Organism: Spirometra erinaceieuropaei
Lineage: Eukaryota; Metazoa; Platyhelminthes; Cestoda; Diphyllobothriidea; Diphyllobothriidae
Source: the annotation of a GenBank genome assembly
AUGCGCCAAGAUACUGCCGUCAUUGAAGCCGUUACCUUUUCCGUCGGUGAAGUUAGACGCGUCCUCAGUCAAAUAAAACCAGACAAGUCUCCUGGACCCGACGGAAUUCCUGGUCUGAUACUUAAGGAGCUAUCAAAGGAGCUGGCGAAGCCUCUUUCGACGCUCUUUGAGCUGUCAAUGAGAACAGGAAGGCUGCCAUCACAGUGGAAGACAGCUAACCUCGUUCCCUUACAUAAAGGCGGUAGCAGGAUGGCAGCAAGCUGUUUCAGGCCUAUUAGCCUAACCUGCCUCUCGUGCAAAACGAUGGAAGCUCUAGUAAAGAGUGCCAUACAGCAAUUUUGUGAAGAAAAUAACCUCUUGCAGGAUUUCCAGCAUGGCUUCCGGAGAGGACGUUCUUGCCUCUCAAAUCUGCUAGCUUGUCUGGAGAUCUGGACCAGGGCCCUAGAAGAGGGUUUUGAAGUUGAUGUCGUGUACAUCGAUUUUCGCAAAGCCUUCGAUACUGUCCCGCACCAACGCCUUCUUCACAAAUUGAGCGCCAUCGGCAUCCAGGGAGAUCUUCUGAACUGGAUGGGGGCGUUUCUGGUUGGUCGGAAACAAAGUGUUUGCAUCGGUGAUGAUAUGUCAGAAUGGGUGAGCGUGGCCAGUGGUGUGCCUCAAGGCUCAGUUCUGGGACCAUUGCUAUUCCUCCUUUAUGUUAAUGACAGCCUUCAGGAACUCGACUGUGGCAAAAUAAUGUUUGCUGACGACGUUAAGCUCUGGCAAGUCAUUAAGAGUCCUAACGACCAGAGAUCCCUCCAAAACAAUCUUCUUCGACUGCAAGCGUGGUCGGAGAAAUGGCUUCUAGACUUCAAUGUGCAGAAGUGUGCCGUCCUCCAUCUGCGUCCAACUAACUCUCAUUCAAAUCAGAGCCUGAGGACAUAUCAUCUGAAAGAUAUAAGACUCCCCGCAGUAUCUUCAAAGAAGGAUCUCGGGGUUUGGAUACAGAACAAUUUGAAACCAACAUUGCAGUGCCACAAGGCUGCAAAAAACGCAAUGGGAGUGCUGCAUGCAAUCAAAAGGGCGUUCGUUACCUUUGACCAAGACCUUUUUGGGAGAGUUUACGGCACCAUCGCUUGGCCCCACUUAGAAUAUGGCAUACAAGCAUGGCGGCCAUGGCUUGUAAAGGACAAAGCAUGCCUCGAACGGGUGCAACGUAGGGCAACAAAGAUGGUAAACGGUCUAAAAAGCCAAUCCUUCACGGACAGACUGAAUUGCCUUAAUCUAUUCCCUCUGUUUUACAGGCAGCAAAGAGGUGAUCUAAUCCUGGUUUACAAGAUAAUAAAUGGCCUUGAGCAUGGACUUAACUUUGAGGACAUGUUUCAGUGGCACCUUUCACCCAAUCUUCGUGGCCACUCGAUGAAGCUACGGACAACAAUGUCCAGGCUGAACCUCCGUUCUGAAUUUUUCACGCAAAGGGUAGUGGAGAAAUGGAACGAUCUCCCUCAGUCAGUCGUGGAGGCGACAUCCCUGCAACUCUUCAAGAAACGCUUGGAUGAUUAUUUCUGUCCCCUGUUUUCCCUCGACAGUCUGAAUCUGAGCUAA